AUGUUGAUGCAGUUGUGUCGUUGUGUGGACUCCGUGGUUGUUGUUGUGGCGGCUGUUUGUGUAACAGUGUUGCUGCUGCAGAAAAGCUGCGUGUGUGUCACCGAGGAGGACGAUGAGGUCUUGGAGAAAAACCAGCUCAUGGAGUUUUACAAAAAGGGUUCGUUUAUCCUGGAGAGUGAGACGCUGAAGCGCUGCGUCACAGUGGAUCGCUCUAACCUGGUGCUUGAGGACUGUGAGCGCCCCUCUCGCCGCAUGCUGUGGAAGUGGGUCUCCAGACAUCGCCUCUUCAAUUUGGGCACCAGCAUGUGUCUGGGCCUCAACAUCUCUGACACGACGCAGCCUCUCGGCACGUUCGAGUGCGACAUGACCCUGCCUGUGCUGUGGUGGCGCUGUAGUGGAAACCUGCUGUAUGGCGCGUCCCAGUGGAAGGUGGCUGUUUCCGGACGUUUGGUGGUGGUUAAGAAAAACAAUUAUCAUGAGUGGAAAAGGUACAACACCCCCAGAGAGGGGCCCUGUUCAUAUCCCUAUGAAGAUAUCCACACUUUGUUGGGAAAUGCACAUGGCAUGCCCUGCGCAUUGCCCUUUAAAUACAAUAACAAAUGGUACUCGGAGUGCACGACUGAGGGGCGAGAGGACCAUCUUCCGUGGUGUUCUACCACCAUUCACUAUGAUGAGGCCGAAAGAUGGGGCUUCUGUCCGGUGCAUGACUCCAGUUGCGAUCGUUUCUGGGAAUCAAACCAGGAACUGCGUGCCUGUUACCAGUUCAACCUGUACACCAUCCUCACCUGGAGUCAAGCGCUGUCAACCUGCCAGGCUCAAGGUGGAAAUCUGCUCAGCAUCACCAGCCUGGCAGAACACAGGUACAUCAGAGAUCGAUUGGAUAGUGUCGGAGCGAUGGUGUGGAUUGGGCUGAACCACUUGACGGAUGGUCGGGGGUGGCAGUGGUCUGAUGGAGCACCUCUAUCAUUGGUCAAUUUCACUACAGGUCUGCCUGCCAGCCCGCUACAGGACGACAGACAGUGCGGAGUCUACAACUCAGCCUUCGAGGGUCACUGGCAGAGUCUCUCCUGUGAAUCUGCUCUGCCUUACAUCUGCAAGAAGACGCCUAAUGAUACCCGGAGAGUCGAGCCACUCGAGAACUGGCAGUAUGUCCAUACUGUGUGUGCUAAUGACUGGUUGCCUCAUAAUGGUUUCUGCUACCGGAUACUAUCAGAGGCAGAAGCAGGAAGCUGGGAGGAGUCUUCCCAGGCCUGUGGCUCUCAGGGGGCAAACCUCACCAGCCUUCACUCCCUCUCUGAGGUGGAAAUGCUGCUCAGCCUUCUGGCUAACUUUUCUGGGGCGAGUUCGGACUUAUGGAUUGGUCUUUGGAAACAAGUAUCGUCGCCGACUGUAGAGUGGUCUGAUGGCUCACCAGUAACUCUGACACUGUGGCACCACUAUCAGCCUCCACACAACCUGACAGAUGCAACACUCUGCGCCAAGGCAGACAGGAAGGAAGGGACCUGGAUUUUAGCGUCAUGUGAUGAGCGACUUCCAGCUGUGUGUAGAAGAGAAAGUCAGACUCCUGUUCGUCAACCUGGAACCUGGGAUGAAGGUUGUCCUGAGGGCUGGAAGCGGCACGGCCACUCCUGCUACACUGUGACCAGCCAUGAACAGAACUAUGAAGAUGCACUGAUGGGAUAUUACUGCAAGGCCUCUCUCCUUACUGUGGAAAACAGGUUUGAGCAGGCUUUUGUCAACAGUUUGCUGAGCGAGAACGGGGCCAACAGCAGCAUGUAUUACUGGAUCGGCCUCAUGGACGUGGAGAGGAAAGGAGAAUACAGCUGGCUUCCUCAUAAUGGCUCCUCUCUACCUCUCACCUUUACAAACUGGAACAAACACCAGCCAGUCAGUGCCGGCGGCUGUGUUGCUAUGUCAGGUGGACCUGCUCUUGGUCACUGGGAGGUGAAAGACUGCAAGUCCCACAAGGCCGUGUCAGUAUGCAAGCAGAGCAUCAGCAGUUACCAGGAUGUCCAGCUGCCAGAGCACCACAUUGAUGCCUACGCCCCCUGUCCUCCAGGAUGGGAAUCACACUCUGGACUGCUGCACUGUUUUAAGGUGUUCCACGAUGAGAAAGUCCUGAUGAAGCGUUCCUGGGUGGAAGCAGAUUUCUUCUGCCAGGCCCUCGGGGCUCAGCUGGCUAGUUUCCACCACUAUGAGGAGCAGGUGUUUGUUAAGCAGCUCCUCAGUACCAUGUUCGAAGGAACAGAGGGUCGCUGGUUUUGGGUGGGCUUAAAUAAGAGAGACCCAGAACACCUUGGAACCUGGGAAUGGUCCGAUGGUUCUCCUGUGGUGACGUCCUUCAUAGAGGAUAAGAACGAGGAGGACGACAGGAGGGACUGUGCUGUGUACAGUGACCUGACCAACGUCCUCAUGCCGCAGCCCUGUGACACCAAACAUGAGUGGAUCUGUAAGAUGUCCAGAGGUGAUGAACUGACAAAACCCUACUGGUACACAGAGCAGAGUGAGCCGUGGGUGUUUUACCGUGGAGCUGAGUACCUGUUGGCCAAGCAGCCGUUCAACUGGGACGCCGUCUCUCUGGCCUGUCAAAUGAUGGGAGCUUACCUGUUGUCCAUUCACUCCAGGGACGAGCUGCACUUUGUCAAGGAGCGUUUGCGACGGUUCUCACUGGGCCCUACUGACUGGUGGAUCGGCAUGUCCGUUGGCAAGCCUGGAGAGGAGGUCAGGUGGAGUGACAGGACAGAAGUAGAGUUUCAGAACUGGGCAGAGGGGAGUGCCGGGGCUGCCUCUGGGAAAAAUGGGUUGUGUGUCACCAUGUCCUCUUCAUCAGGCAAAUGGUCGAUGAAUAAAUGCAGUGAUCUCCACGGCUAUGUCUGCAAGAGAAAGACUGUUUCUGUGGUGGAGACUCCCAGGGAGCCGCACUACAUCGGAGGCUGUCCAGAGAAAUGGCUGUACUUUGGACACAAGUGUCUCCUGCUUCACCUCCCUGGUAGUCCUGAGGAGGGAAAGAGUUGGAAAGAUGCCGAGUCCAUCUGCUCCUCAUUCGAAGGAUCGCUGGUUGCUAUUGAAGAUGAGAUUGAACAAGCCUACAUCACCAUGCUGCUCCAGGGCAGCUCUGUAGGCGUGUGGAUCGGCCUGCGGGAUGAAGACACCAUGAAAUGGACCAAUGGGAAACAAGUCAGCUACACCAACUGGUCUCCAAUUGAACCAAAGAGCUAUCUCACUGAGGAUGAGUGGCUCAGUGGAUUUGCUGAUGAACCACUGUGUACCGUUCUGUCCAACAACCACAACUUCCACUUGACAGGAAAAUGGUACGAUGAGAAGUGCAGCGAGAAUGGGUAUGGCUUUGUUUGUCAAAAACCUCAAGAUAGAUCCAAACCUCCCACCCACUCCUAUAGCCACCCUCUCCCUGACAAUAUUGAGUACCAGAGUCGCAGCUACAAGGUUGUUUCUGGCAACAUGAGCUGGUACGACGCAACGCUUAUGUGCAUAGAGAAUGAUGCGGACCUAGUGAGCAUCACAGAUGCCUACCACCAGGCUUUCCUUACUGUCCUUGUCAAUAGAUUGGCAGUACCCCACUGGAUUGGACUGUAUAGUCAAGACAGCGGUAUCAAUUAUCAGUGGUCAGAUGGCAGCGACACCGUAUACACACACUGGGACGCGGCCGAUGACGACUUUGUGACAGGAGAGUGUGUGUACAUGGACGUGAGUGGAGGCUGGCGAAGAGCUGACUGUGAAACUUUGCUGCCAGGAGCCCUGUGUCAUGUCCCCCCACCAAGGAAUAAGCCAUUUAUCUCAUAUGAAGUGGUGUGUCCCUCUACGUGGGUGAAAUUUGGACAUGGCUGUUACAAUUUUGAGCCUGUAGUGCAGAGACUUACAUUUGAAGAGGCAAAAGAGCACUGCAGACAGAAAGUCAACACCUCUGAUGUCCUGACCAUUGAGAGUGAGACGGAGAACCGCUUUGUUCUGGAGCAGCUGUGGUCUACAGGGUUCCUUCACCAGAACAUGUGGUUGGGGAUUUACUUCAACAUCGACACUGAUUCCAUGGCCUGGGUGGAUGGUUCACCUAUGGACUACACUAACUGGCCUAACAAAGCCCCAGACUCCAAACUGCUGACUGCAGAUUCCUGUGUUACUACCAGGGUGGUCGACGGAAUAUGGCACUUGUCACGGUGCACAGAGCGGCUCGGCUUUGUCUGCAAAACCAUCUCAGAUGUCGUUCCUGAGGUUGAAGUGCAGCCACUGAAUGGUUUACAUCAUGGCAUCAUCCCCACUGCGGUGCUGGUGGCUGUACUGAUCUUUGCUCUGCUGGCAGGAGCAAUGUGGUUCGUGUACAGGAGGAACUCUGCUCGUUUUCGUGGACUCCCUACGCUCGGAAGCGCUUAUUACAGACAGACCAGCUCACAGGCUACAGAGUCAGAUGGAAAUGUGCUGAUCACAGACCUGGAAACUCACUCAGGAGAAUAACGCUUAAAGACUCCACGCCUUUUUAGGUCUCUGUUGUUUUUUUCCCCCCAUUCUCUGUCUCUCUCUCACCAUUUCACCAUCAGGUAUGAAUGCCAGAUGACACUGAAGCUGUGACGCUGACUCCUCAGGACAGUGGUGAGAUGAUAAUGGCAAACAACAGUAUUAGGUCAUUAAAUUUGAGAAUGUGCUUGACAGAUCUCACUUACCCCCCUUUACAGAUUUAUUCAAAUCAUUUAAAUCAGGAAAACAUUAUUUCUUGUUUUGACACUGAGGAGCCCGCAGUUGAAUUACUGUGGUUUGAAGUAGAAUAACAGUGGUCAAUAUUUUAAAAUUCACAUGAGAAUGUUAAUAAGGGACAUUGUAGAGCUUUUAACUUGUUUAAAGAGGUACAAAACACCUAAUAUUUGAUAUAGUCCUGCAGUAUGAGUAUUCAUUUCUAUUAUAAUUUGGAAAACAGUAAAAAAACAAAAAACAAGUUAGGAUUUACUUCAUAGGAACAAGAGUACAUAUCUCUUUGUCAGAAUCACAAGUGUCUUCCCUCUCUCAGACAAGAGGCAUAUUGUUAACAAAUAACAAUUACUACAAUAAUUGUAAUGUAAAUGUAGAUUUGAUUAAAAAAAUUCGGGGGUCUUUGGAGCUGUACACGAGGUACCGCUAUUUUGUCAGUAUUACUUUUAUAUUUUAUUUUUUUUAAGUAUAUAUGCUGUAUAUUGGUAAGAGAUUUUUUUUUGUUGUAUGCUCAAAACUAACAAAAACUGUGUAAGGAAACUGAUGAUUGGAUUUGUUCUGUUUUUUCACUUUGCAAAGCAAAUUAUGAAAUGUAUUUUGCACAAUUGUCUCUGUGUUUUAAUAAAUUCAAG
Molecule: messenger RNA, 5327 nt
Organism: Scomber scombrus (Atlantic mackerel)
Lineage: Eukaryota; Metazoa; Chordata; Actinopteri; Scombriformes; Scombridae
Gene: pla2r1
Product: phospholipase A2 receptor 1
Exons: 30
Coding region: 1-4467 (1488 amino acids)
Molecular function (GO): signaling receptor activity
Source: RefSeq, a predicted model, not a curated record